Messenger RNA from Fomitiporia mediterranea MF3/22, 1788 nucleotides. RefSeq lists its product as uncharacterized. Bases 97 to 1788 code for a protein of 563 amino acids. Lineage: Eukaryota; Fungi; Basidiomycota; Agaricomycetes; Hymenochaetales; Hymenochaetaceae. The transcript has 6 exons. The record is from RefSeq and is a predicted model, not a curated record. Gene Ontology annotation, molecular function: phosphopantetheine binding.
AGUCAAUGAUUUUGCUCCAAGUCACUCCCGUCUAUUCAAAGAGGUAAGUUACGUAAGUUCUUUGUGCUCAAAGUCUGUGAUAUAAUCCAUUUUUAGAUGAUAAUCGUCACUUCUCCCGAGAAACCAUUUGAAUACACUGCCAAAAGGACUGUUCGCCGGCAACAGGUUGUCACUGCAUACACCUCUGAGAUCGAUGCGGUGUAUGCAGCAGUUGAAGAAAGUGGUCAAACAGAGAUUCCCGCACCUGAGGAAUGGAGCGAGAGUGCUUCACUAGAAUUUGUCAGAGAUGUAAUUGCACGAACGAUGAAAAGAGAUGUGCGGACUCUUGGAGACAGCAUCGAUUUAUUCGAAUAUGGGCUUGACAGUCUUCAGGCAACAUGGGUUCGCAAUACCGUCUUGCGCGCCCUUCGCGAAUCGCACGCCAAAUUCGUUCACAAGAUUUCCGCGAACUUCGUGUACGAACAUCCCACCAUUGACGGACUGGCAAAAUAUAUCAGCUCAGCUAUUGCCGGCCAUGGGAUGUCCGAGGAAGAGUCACGUGAAGCGAGGAAAAAGGACCUCUUGCAGCUAGUGAACAAGUACACACAGUCGUUUCCGAGUUUCACUGCAAGCCCGGGAAGGAGACAAGAAGGACAUGUCGUGCUGCUUACAGGGAGCACCGGUUCCCUUGGAUCGAACCUACUCGCCAAGCUUCUUCAGAGCGACUCGGUCGCUGUCGUGUGCGCUCUGUCUCGGCCCUCGGAAGAUGACAACAUCGAAAAUAGGCUCAGGAAGACAUUUGAGAAGGAAGGCUUGGACUCACGCCUCUUGCACAGUGACAAGCUGAAGAUUUUAGAAGGAGAUCCCAGCAAAGGCGAAUUCGGAGUUGAAGCAGAACGCUAUACCGAUCUGCAAUCCACGGUGACUCAUGUUGUUCAUAAUGGUUGGAGAGUCAAUUUCAGCAAUACGAUUUCUUCGUUCGAGAGCAAUAUCAAGAGCGUGAGGAACCUCGUCAAUUUCUGUCUGAGUUGCAAAGGAGACAGGCCCGCCCAUCUCGUUUUUAUUAGCUCUCUUGGCGUGUUUCAGGAGAACUACUCCAAAUCGGCGGAACCCGAGAAGCCUUUGCCCAUUAAUCGCGUCCCUCUAGGGAAUGGAUAUAGAGAGUCGAAGUGGGUUGCUGAGCAAGUAUUGAACGAAGCUGCAAAGCAGACAAACUUGAGGACAAACAUAAUCCGACCAGGACAGAUCACGGGAGGAGUGUCUGGGUCAUGGAACGAACGCGAAUGGUUCCCGAGCCUGAUACGGUCAAGUGUGACUCUUGGGAAACUCCCUGCGGUUGACGGGAGUGUUUCCUGGAUUACGGCGGACAGCGGAGCCAGCGCGAUCGUGGAUAUGCUCGAAUCCGAUGAGCGUGUGUUCCAUCUCGUGCAUCCUCGUCCUGUCAAGUGGAACGCUGUCAUACAGUGGUUCUCGAAAGCAUUGAACAUACCGAUCGUUUCAUAUAGCGAAUGGUUGGCCGCAUUGGAGAAAUCUGACGUGUCGGCCCACCCUGGCACUGCUGCUGAGCUCGAGGCAGCACUUGAGAAGAAUCCUGCACUGCGUCUUUUGGACUUGUUCCGAGCUGCGAAGAACAAUACAGGCGAUGAUCAUGAGCCGCUUGGAGUGCAGAAGCUUGCGUCGGAAAAGGCUGAGCGCAUUUCGGAAUCGCUGAGGAAUGCCGAGCAGAUCAAUGAGAAGAACAUUACGGCAUGGAUAUCGUAUUGGAGUGAGACACGAGCCCUUAGAGUUCAUGCUGUGCAAAGACUGUGA